AUGGGGCACUAUCGGAAGCGCUCCGCUUCACGGGGACGUUCUGGCAGCCGCUCCAGGAGUCGUUCUCCAUCCGACAAAAGAGCAAAACGCGGAGAAGACAGACGUUCUAGAAGCAGAGAACGAGAACGUCGGCGCGAGAGGUCACGCAGCAGGGACAAGAGGAGAUCAAGGUCACGGGAGAGGAAGCGCCCAAGACGGUCCAGAAGCAGAGAGCGAGAACGGAGCAGAGAGAGGAGAAGAACACGGAGUCGGGAUAGGAGACGAUCCAGAAGCAGAAGUAGAGGUAGACGGUCCCGAACCCCCAGUCCUGGCAAGAACAAGAAAACAGAAAACAGAUCAAGAUCUAAAGAAAAGACAGAAGGUGUAGAAGUUUCCAAGGAAAAGAAAAAAGAGAAAGAGGACAAAGAAGAAGAAAAGGAUAAAGAGGUUAAUAACUUUGAUCAGAACAAACUGGAGGAGGAAAUGAGAAAAAGAAAAGAGAGAGUAGAGAAAUGGAGGGAAGAACAGCGCAAGAAGGCUAUGGAAAACAUCGGAGAACUGAAAAAAGAAAUUGAAGAAAUGAAACAGGGGAAAAAAUGGAGCUUAGAAGAUGAUGAUGAUGAUGAGGAGGAAACUGCAGAAGGAGAAAAAGAAGGCAUGGAGGUGGAAGAUGAAGAAUUAGACCCUCUGGAUGCUUACAUGGAAGAAGUUAAAGAAGAGGUCAAAAAGUUCAAUAUGAGAAGUGUGAAGGGUGGAGGUGGGAGUGAAAAGAAAUCUGGACCAACUGUUACCAAAGUAGUGACUGUGGUGACAACCAAAAAGGCAGCUGUAGAAUCAGAAAAGAAGAAAGGGGAGCUGAUGGAGAAUGACCAAGAUGCAAUGGAGUAUUCUUCAGAAGAGGAAGAAGUUGAUCUUCAGACUGCCUUAACAGGCUAUCAGACCAAACAGAGGAAGUUGCUAGAACCAGUGGAUCAUGGAAAGAUAGAGUAUGAGCCCUUCAGGAAAAAUUUCUACGUUGAAGUUCCAGAGCUUGCUAAAAUGACCCCAGAAGAGGUGAAUGUGUACAGGCUGGAAAUGGAGGGAAUUACAGUCAAGGGGAAAGGCUGCCCCAAACCAAUCAAAACCUGGGUACAAUGUGGUAUUUCUAUGAAAAUUCUCAAUUCCCUCAAAAAACAUGGCUAUGAAAAGCCCACACCCAUCCAAGCCCAGGCUAUCCCAGCAAUUAUGAAUGGACGUGACCUGAUUGGCAUUGCUAAAACAGGAAGUGGAAAGACCAUUGCAUUUCUUUUGCCUAUGUUCAGGCAUAUUAUGGAUCAGAGGUCGUUAGAAGAAGGAGAAGGUCCAAUAGCUGUUAUCAUGACCCCGACUCGAGAGUUGGCUUUGCAGAUUACCAAGGAGUGUAAGAAGUUCUCAAAGACUCUGGGACUUAGAGUUGUGUGUGUCUAUGGAGGAACAGGAAUCAGUGAGCAGAUAGCAGAACUGAAACGAGGUGCUGAAAUUAUUGUUUGCACACCUGGACGUAUGAUUGACAUGUUAGCAGCUAACAAUGGACGGGUGACAAACCUUCGCAGGGUUACAUACGUUGUACUUGAUGAAGCGGACAGAAUGUUUGACAUGGGUUUUGAACCACAGGUCAUGCGCAUUGUAGACAACAUCAGGCCUGAUCGUCAGACGGUCAUGUUCUCUGCCACUUUCCCCAGAGCCAUGGAGGCUUUAGCUCGUCGAAUUCUGAAUAAACCUAUUGAGGUUCAAGUUGGGGGAAGAAGUGUUGUCUGUUCUGAUGUGGAGCAACAUGUAAUUGUUAUAGAAGAAGAGAACAAAUUCUUGAAGUUACUUGAGCUGCUGGGACAUUAUCAGGAGAAAGGAUCUGUUAUCAUAUUUGUUGAUAAACAGGAACAUGCUGAUGGGUUGUUGAAAGAUUUAAUGAGAGCUUCUUAUCCCUGCAUGUCACUUCAUGGAGGAAUUGAUCAGUAUGACAGAGACAGCAUAAUUAAUGAUUUUAAGAAUGGAGCGUGCAAACUUCUUGUGGCCACAUCAGUAGCAGCAAGAGGCCUGGAUGUAAAGCAGCUGAUGCUGGUAGUCAAUUACAGUUGUCCCAACCAUUAUGAGGAUUAUGUGCACAGAGCAGGCCGAACUGGACGAGCCGGCAAUAAAGGAUUUGCAUACACUUUUAUUACUGAAGAUCAAGCACGGUAUGCUGGUGAUAUCAUUAAGGCUUUGGAAUUGUCAGGGAAUCCAGUUCCUGGUGAACUGGAGAAAUCCAGUCCCUGAGAACUGGAGAAGCUCUGGGGUGACUUCAAAGAUCAGCAGAAAGCUGAAGGAAAGAUUAUUAAAAAGAGUAGUGGCUUCUCUGGCAAAGGAUUUAAGUUCGAUGAAACAGAACAGGCUUUGGCUAAUGAACGCAAGAAACUACAAAAAGCUGCUCUUGGCUUGCAGGAUUCAGAUGAUGAAGAUACAGCUGUUGAUAUUGAUGAACAAAUUGAGAGCAUGUUCAAUUCAAAGAAGAGAGUGAAAGAUAUGGCAGCACCAGGAACAUCUAAUGCUCCUACUCCCACAGCUGGUAACGCAGAAAAACUGGAAAUCGCCAAAAGAUUGGCAUUGAGAAUCAAUGCCCAGAAGAAUCUUGGUGCAGAGGCACAAGUGUUUGUCCCUUUCCACUUCAAGGAUGUGAUGCAGCAGGCAACAAACGCUAUCUUGAGAGGAGGCACAAUUCAGGCUCCUACUGUAUCUGCCAAAACCAUUGCAGAGCAACUGGCUGAAAAGAUCAAUGCUAAGCUCAAUUAUGUACCUAUAGAGAAACAGGAGGAAGAGAAACAGGAGGGAGGACAAAAUGAAUCCUUUAAGAGAUAUGAGGAGGAACUGGAGAUCAAUGACUUCCCACAGACUGCCAGGUGGAAAGUUACAUCCAAGGAAGCUCUGCAGAGAAUCAGUGAAUAUUCUGAAGCUGCUAUUACAAUCAGAGGAACAUAUUUCCCUCCAGGCAAAGAGCCUAAAGAAGGCGAACGAAAAAUUUAUUUGGCUAUAGAGAGUGCCAAUGAGCUGGCUGUGCAGAAAGCAAAGGCUGAAAUCACGAGACUUAUAAAGGAAGAACUAAUCAGAUUACAAAAUUCAUACCAACCAACCAACAAAGGAAGAUACAAAGUUUUAUAAAUAUUUGGAGCAACCAUCUGCCAGUGGCUGGUGUGUGAAACUUCGUGGCUUCUCUUGUUUUUGCUGUUUACACUGCUUCUUGUAAAUUAAGAAUUUUUUAUUUUGUCUUGUGGACAUUUUUUAACACAAAAUCAAUAUUUGCUGAGACAUCUUCAUUCUAUCCGCUAAGGUUAGAAAUCUUAAAGCAGACCAAUUUUGGAAGGGUAUGAUUUAAUUUAAAAGUGUAGUUUAUAUACAUUUCACUUUAAAAUGCUGAAUAAAACGGAUUUUAAUUUUCCUGACAGACUCUAGUGUAAUGUAAAUUAAGCAGAUUUGGGCUUUGCAUUGGAAGUUAAUAAAUAGUACUUACAGCUUCACAUCCUGGGGGGGGCAGUUCACACUGUAUAACUUAUAGUGGAAUUAGUGAUUCAACACCAAAAUAAGGGCAGAAUUUUCCUCCCUAAUCUGUAUUCGCUCACUAACCUGUUCAGCUUCCAUUCCCUGUGCAAAAUUCGCAGUACUGGCAUUUAGAGUCCUGUACUGAUCAGAGUAGAGAAUUCUGUCCUAGAACAAUUAUAAGUUUAUUCUAAGGUUCUUUUUUUCAUUUUUCUGUCUCUUCCCUUGUCAUUAUAAUUAAUUCUUUGGGGUUUUUUGUAAAAAAAAAAAAAAAAAAAAAAAAAAAAAAAGUUUUGUAGUAGGAAAAGUGGUUUCAGCUUUUUUCUAAAUGUCAGGAUUUUAGGAUGUGUGUUUUCCCCCUUUCAUCAACCUGAGUUAUAAACCUAUUUAGUAAAAAAAAACCCCCAAAAACCAAGCAAACAAAAAAAGAAACAGAAUCAGCAAAAUGAGAAACAUCUUUUGUAAUGCAGUAUAAAGUUUGUCACUUUUUUAUAGUGAUAUAUGCAUUUAAUGUGAUAUUUUCAGGAAUGUUGUUAUUGCUGUUAGAAAGCUGCUUUUGGCAAAUAGUAUUUGUAGGUCAACCCUCCAAAGUUGACCACUAUUGUAUUGGAAUGUUUGAGUUUGCUGGGAUAGUCAAAACUUGGUUUACGUCUUCCUUUUGAUCCUGAAAUUCUUAACAUUCAUAAUGGUGAUUUUUCUUUUUUAAUAUCCAAAAGAUCUUGAUUAAAUUUUUUUCACCUCUUAUCUGUAAUGUAAGAGGAGGCAUUAGAAUUUUUGAGUCGUGACAAAUUUUGAAGAGGAUGAAAACCACAGGACUUUCGAUUUUUUUUUUUUUCUUUCUUAUCUGAGUGUUGAAAAUAAAGUUUUAAAAUGCCUGUACGUAAGCAUUAACCCUUUGAAGACAGAUUAUAUAAUCUGCAUCAUGGUUAUAAAUUCGCAGUUUCUAUUUACAGAAUUCAAGUAAUUUAAAUAAUCAUUUCCAGUUUAAGAUCCUAUAAAUUUGUCUGUUUUUUUGUGUCAUAGUAACCUUAUUUUUGAGAUACAAAAAAUAACAGCUGCACAUUUUCACUCUCUCCCUGAAUAAAAUGCCCUGAAUGUAGUAGUUGGCAUGGUUAAAACAAUUAACCUGAACAGAGUCAGAAGAAAGACACAUAAGGAAAUAUUUAAGGGUUAGUAUCAACUCUGAAGCAAAUUUUCAAACUCCAUUUCCUUUAAAUGUUCAGACCCCCUUUUGUUAAGAUUGUUUUUUGAGAAUGUUUCACAUGACACCUGUGCUGAUUUUUAUCUGACUUUCUCACAGUGCUGUAAAUUGCCACAUUUCUCAAGCUGUGGCAGGUUUUGAUGCAUUUGGUGUGGUGCCCAUUCAGGUUCAGACUUUGACUUCUUUUUUUAAGAAAAUGCCUUGGUUUGAAAUGUUCUUGUUGGUAUCUAUUGACCAAAGCCACACAGAGAUGUUUGUUAUUUCCACAUUCACACAUUAGAGUUAUCAGAAAGAUCAGACAGUGUACAGUCUUUAACUUCCAGGGGAUUUUAAAAGCAAUGUCAAUAUUCCUAUGUUUUUUAAAUUACACCAAAAAUAAAAAUAAUUUCAAUGUGUGUUUUUCAGAAACACUCUUUCUGAAUAACUUAUCAGUUUUCUGCACUAUGCGUUUGUCUCUUCACUUGUUUCUGCUGCAACUAACUCUAUACCUACCAAUGGCAGCUAUUCCUUUAAAUGUAAGAAAUGUCUACUACCUGUGUAUAUAUUCGAAUCAUUCUCUACAAGGAAUAUAAUGAGAUGUAGCAGAUCAGAUACCAGUCAGUGAGGAUCUGCUGCAAAAGAAGCAUCACUGAAUGUGUUCAGGAACUUGAAGUAGAGGGCAAGUUAGAGAGAAAUGAGGCAAACCCAAAUUAAUAGAAAAGAAAGGCAUAAGAAAGCAUAAAAGAAAAAAACAGUGGUAACAAGGCAAGAAUUAAGAAAUUUUGAGGUGAGGAGGGGGACAAGCAAGCUAGGAGAAGUUCAUCUUUCAAUCUUUGUAAUUGUUCUUGCACAGUAAAAGCCACCCUUCCUGUUAAGCUUCACAGGUCUGGGUCUUCCCUGGGCCUGUAUCCUGUCCCAUAUGUUGGGGAAAAGGAACAAUGCUUAAAAAAAGAGGAGUAGAUAUCCUGUUUAUUCUGUUAUUUACCCAAGACAAUAUAUUCCCAGCUUUCCAUAUUUUUCUUUUGCUUUUGAUGCUUGGGUAGGUAGUAUUCAAUCGGGUGUUGCUGGGUCAUGGAUGAAUAUCCAUUUAUUUACAUUUUACUGUAAUUAAAUGUUGCUGAUAGCCUGUGGGUUGCAGUGGGUAGUCCUUGGGCAUCACUUUUGUGGUUGGUGAUAGAACCUCUGUGCUCCAAAUACCUCCUGCCUAUUCCAGGGUGUGCCAGGUAGAGUACAGCUGUGUCACACUUGAGCAUGCACUCAUUUCAGGGUCAGGUUGUGAUUUUGAGUGUGUGCUGGUGCAAGGGAAUGAAGGAAGAGUAAAAACACCCCUUAUGUUACCUGUACCCUGGGUCCAGUGCAGGGGCACACAGCAACAGAGCCUGGCAUGGGACUGCGUUUUUAAUUCUGCAUCUGUCUUGCUUCAUAAGAAACUCUUUUCACUCCCUCUUUUUUUCCUGUACAUUAUAUCCUGUUCUUACCUACAGAAACUUCAGUCAUACUCAUUCAUGUACCAUGAAUAGAUAUUUUUAAUAAAUGACAAAUUUUCUCUCC
Molecule: messenger RNA, 6235 nt
Organism: Alligator sinensis (Chinese alligator)
Lineage: Eukaryota; Metazoa; Chordata; Crocodylia; Alligatoridae
Gene: DDX46
Product: DEAD-box helicase 46
Biological process (GO): mRNA splicing, via spliceosome
Cellular component (GO): nucleus
Molecular function (GO): nucleic acid binding; ATP binding; RNA helicase activity
Source: RefSeq, a predicted model, not a curated record